GCCGACCUAGGGAACCCGGAACCUGCUCCUGCUGGGACCGGGACCACCAUCGGAGCCCCGCGCUUUCAUCGCUGUGCGUGCGGGAGGCAGCCGGGGCUGGCGAGGCAGAGAUGGAGCCGGAGUCCCUCUACAACCUGCUGCAGCUCCCUAAGGAGGCGAGCCUGCCCGUGCUAGAGGAGCUGCCACAAGGAGAAAAGAAGAAAUACAUACUCCCCACCUCCCGGAAAGACCCCAGAUUUGAAGAGUUGCAGAAGGUGCUGAUGGAGUGGAUCAAUGCGAAGCUCCAAGCCGAGCACAUCGUGGUCCGCAGCCUGGAGGAGGACGUGUUUGACGGGCUCAUCCUGCACCACCUUUUCCAGAAGCUGGCGGGGAUCAGGCUGGAAGUGGAGGACAUCGCCUUGACCGCCGUGAGCCAGAGGCGCAAGCUCGAGGUGGUCCUGGAGGCUGCCAACCGCAGUCUGCCGGCAGAGGAGCCGCAGGUCAAGUGGAGUGUGGACGCCAUCUUCGGCAAGGACCUGCUGGCCACCUUGCAUCUCCUCGUGGCCCUGGCCGAGCGCUUCCAGCCGGACCUGGCCCUCCCGAGCAAUGUCCAGGUGGAGGUGAUCACCAUGGAGAGCACCAAGAAUGGCCUGAAGUCUGAGAAGUCGAUGGAACAGCUCACUGCAUGCAGCACAGACAAGGACCCACCUUCGAAGGAUGUCUUUGAUGAAUUAUUUGAGCUGGCCCCAGAGAAAGUGAGCGCCGUGAAGGAGGCCAUCGUAACCUUCGUCAACCAGAAGCUGGACCGCCUGGGCCUGUCCGUGCAGAAUCUAGACACCCAGUUUGCAGAUGGAGUCAUUCUUCUCUUGCUGAUUGGACAACUGGGAGGCUUCUUCCUGCACCUGAAGGAAUUCUACCUCACUCCCAGCUCCCCUGCAGAAAUGCUGCACAACGUGACUCUGGCCCUGGGGCUGCUGAGGGACGAAGGCCUGCUCGACCACCCCGUCAGCCCCGAAGACAUCGUGAACAAGGACGCCAAGAGCACACUGCGGGUCCUCUACAGCCUGUUCUGCAAGCACAAGCCGAGAGGACACACGGACAGGACGCCCCGGGCCUCCCCGGAUUAACCGUCACUGCCCCAGAAAGCUGCCCAGCGGGAAGCCGCCCCCGCCUUCUCCCGCUCCCAUCUGUCUGAACAUCUCUGAACCCACGAGGCGUGGAUCCAUUUUGAGCCGACCUCUGGCCUUGCUCAGUUUAUUUUAACAAAUGUAUUUCUGGGAGGGAUUUGGGGAGCCUGCUGGAGUCCUGGGAAGGGCCAUUAAAUAUGCACA
Pteropus alecto (black flying fox) is the source of this 1310-nucleotide messenger RNA. It is a transcript of the gene PARVG, whose product is annotated as parvin gamma. Gene Ontology annotation, biological process: actin cytoskeleton organization; establishment or maintenance of cell polarity; substrate adhesion-dependent cell spreading. Gene Ontology annotation, molecular function: actin binding. The record is from RefSeq and is a predicted model, not a curated record. The transcript is spliced from 13 exons. NCBI's taxonomy places the organism in Eukaryota, Metazoa, Chordata, Mammalia, Chiroptera, Pteropodidae. Gene Ontology annotation, cellular component: cytoplasm; actin cytoskeleton; focal adhesion. Bases 111 to 1106 code for a protein of 331 amino acids.